This is a messenger RNA of Aspergillus thermomutatus, 1773 nucleotides long. RefSeq names its product CocE/NonD family hydrolase. Bases 1 to 1773 code for a protein of 590 amino acids. NCBI's taxonomy places the organism in Eukaryota, Fungi, Ascomycota, Eurotiomycetes, Eurotiales, Aspergillaceae. Gene Ontology annotation, molecular function: dipeptidyl-peptidase activity. The record is from RefSeq and is a predicted model, not a curated record. The transcript is spliced from 2 exons.
AUGCCCCCUCCUCUUCAAGCCGCAUACAAGCGCAUCAAGCGCCCCCAGAUUGGGGAGAAUGGCUAUACUGGUUUCCACCCCGGCAAGACUGAAGUCCUUCCCGCCGGAUGGAACGGCUUCAACGCAAAGCCUUUGAAGUCUCCCAUUCGCGUCGACCACAAUGUGGAAAUCGUCAUGCGCGAUGGCGUUCGCCUGUACGUCGACGUCUACCGCCCGGCGGACAUCACAGAGCCCGUCCCCGCGGUUCUGAGCUGGUCCUUCUAUGGCAAGAAAUACAGCGCGCUGGACAUGCUGCCCAUGUGCACAUGGAAAUGCUGCGUGCCCAGCUCAGACCUAAGCGGUUUAGAAAAGUUUGAAGGCCUCGAUCCCCAGGCAUGGUGCCCUAGAGGCUACGCGAUCGUUAGAGUUGAUUCGCGUGGCGCCGGCAACAGCGACGGUCUGAUCGGGGUUAUGGGUCAGCAGGAAGCCGAAGACGGAUACGAUGUUGUCGAAGCCAUUGCAAAGAUGGACUGGUGCAAUGGCUGCAUCGGUAUGGCUGGCAACUCGGCUCUGGCUAUCUCGCAGUGGUUCAUUGCUUCGCAGCAGCCCCCUUCGCUCAAGGCCAUCGCGCCCUGGGAGGGCUCGGGCGAUAUCUACCGCGAGCAGUUCUGUCGCGGCGGAUGGUUCUCUAUGAGCAAUUUCGAUCUGAUCACCAAGGAGAUUGUGCGAGGGCACGAGAAUUCCGGCAUUGAAGAUUUCGAGGAGAUGUACCGCCGCUCCCCGGUCUCCAAUCCCUUCUGGGAGGAUAAGCGCGUGGACAUGACCAAGAUCCAGUUCCCGGUGUACAUCCGCGGAUCCGACGUCAGUUCCAUUCACACGAUGGGUUCUGUCCGGGCGUGGCUGGAGAUCCCGCACGACCAGAAAUGGAUUCAAUGGGGCAGCAAGCAGGAGUGGUAUGAACUGUACAGUUGCCCCGAGUCCAUGGAAGAGCUGGGAGUGUUCUUCGACCGCUACCUCAAGGGCCUUGGCAAUGGAUGGGAGAAGAAGACCCCCAAGGUGCGCUGGUCGGCGUUGCAGUUUGGCGAUCGUCCCGCCAUCAAUAAUAUUGUCCUCGAGGAUUUUCCUGUCCCCAACACCGAGUAUCGCGAGUUCUUCCUGUCCGGAGACAAGUCUCUCAGCCAGAGCCCGGUCGCCAAGUACGAAACAUUGUCCUAUGAUUCGGAAAAGUCCAGCGACUUCCUCGCCUUCACUCAUACCUUUGACCAGCCAGCGAGACUGAUCGGUCUCCCCAAGGCCGUCCUGUAUAUGUCCUGCGAGGAUCGCGAUGACUUCGUCGUCUUUGCCAUCUUGCGCAAGCUCGAUAAGAAUGGCAAGCCACUGAUGCACCUGAACUUCCCUAUUGAAGCCACGCCUGUCGAGUCGAUCGAUCAGAUCCCUCCCAAGGACCAGGCCAGUCUGAACCUUCACCUGGGAUCAGUGGGUAUCCUCCGUGCCUCUCACCGGGCCAUUGACGAAUCGAAGAGCAUCCACCCCCAGUUUUCCUUCCAUCCUCACAGGAAGCAGGAAAAGAUCAAGCCUGGACAGAUUGUGCGGUUGGAGAUUGGUAUUUGGGCGAUGGGCGUCGAUUUUGACGCCGGAGAGUCGAUCAGCCUACGGGUUUCGGGUCAAUAUCCCAGUAUUGCCGAGUAUAAGACGUGGUCGAAGCCCCGUCCGGAGCAUGAGUUGAAUCGGGGGAAGCAUUUCGUUCAUUGUGGUGGAGAUUACCCCAGUUCAGUCAUUUUGCCUUUUAUCUGA